AUGAUCAAAACAGAAAAAGUUGGGAAGAACAAAAAUAUUGGAUUAAUUACGCUCAAUAGACCAAAAACAUUCAAUUCAUUAUGCGCUCAACUCAUUCAAGAGCUUUCAGAUGCACUAAAUAGUUUUGACAGUGAUAAAUCGGUUGGAGUAAUCAUAAUAACAGGUUCCAAUCGUGCAUUUUCAGUUGGCGCAGAUAUCAAAGAAAUUCAUAGUGUUCAGCAUAACAUGAUAUCAUCAGAAAAUUGGCUACAGAACUGGACAACUAUUUCAAGGAUAAAGAAACCUAUUAUUGCGGCCGUAAAUGGUCAUGCACUUGGAGGUGGUUGUGAAUUAGCUAUGAUGUGUGAUAUUAUUUAUGCAGGCGAGAACGCCAUGUUUGGACAACCAGAAGUUACGAUUGGAACAAUACCUGGUGCUGGAGGCACACAAAGAUGGCUGCGAGUUGCUGGAAAAUCAGUGGCUAUGGAAAUUUGUUUAACAGGAAACUCAAUCCCAGCACAAGAAGCAAAGGAGUGUGGUAUUGUAGCAAAGAUAUUUCCAGUUGAUGCGGUCGUAUCAGAAGCAAUAAAAACAGCAGAAAAAAUUAGUAGUCACUCAUCAUUGAUUGUAUCACUGGUGAAAGAUGCUAUUAAUCGCUCUUAUGAAACAUUCCUUCAAGAAGGUCUACAGUAUGAAAGCCGACUUUUCCACGCUUCUCUUUCCACUGUAGAUGAUUGUAAAGAAGGUGUGGUGGCGUUUCUGAAAAAACGUAAACCAAAAUGGAGCUCAUAA
Thelazia callipaeda (thelaziosis nematode) is the source of this 771-nucleotide messenger RNA. Lineage: Eukaryota; Metazoa; Nematoda; Chromadorea; Rhabditida; Thelaziidae. The record is from the annotation of a GenBank genome assembly.